This is a messenger RNA of Ruditapes philippinarum (Manila clam), 1473 nucleotides long. RefSeq names its product carbohydrate sulfotransferase 11-like. Gene Ontology annotation, cellular component: membrane. The record is from RefSeq and is a predicted model, not a curated record. The transcript has a single exon. NCBI's taxonomy places the organism in Eukaryota, Metazoa, Mollusca, Bivalvia, Venerida, Veneridae. The coding region runs from base 9 to 1154 and encodes 381 amino acids. Gene Ontology annotation, molecular function: sulfotransferase activity. Gene Ontology annotation, biological process: carbohydrate biosynthetic process.
AGAGCAGAAUGCAUACUUUGUUGAUUGAACGUAACAAUUUGGAAAACAGACUUAAAUUGAAUAAAGCGUGUACAGAUCAAAGUACGCCACAACAUACCGCUUUAGAUCCCGAUAAAAUACAGGACAAAGUUUGGAUAGAAAGAAAGCACUCUAUUCUCUUUUGCGGGUUACCAAAGGUAGGAUCGACAUUUUGGAAGAGAACAUUAACAGUGUUAGCAAGUGGUACAAAGAAAUCUCCGUUUCAGCUGACAUUAGGAAGUGUGCAACUUGUACAUUUCGUUGAUUUUAAAAGUCAAAUGAGUAGAAAGAAUUUAGAGGGAUAUCUAAAAAGUGUUAGCUCUUUUCUAUUUGUCCGGGAUCCCUAUAGUAGAUUAUUUUCAGGAUAUGAGCACAAGUUAUACAAUCCAAAUUUAAGUUUUUGGAAGUCGUAUGGAGUACCAAUUGUGAAGACAAUAAGAAAGAAUCCAUCAAAAGAGAGCCUGAAAUUUGGUCAUGAUGUAACAUUUGCUGAGUUUGUACAGUAUAUCUUGAAGCAAAAUGAUAAUAAUGAAAGAAUAAAUACUCACUUUAAACCAAUGUAUCAGAAAUGUGACCCUUGCGGACUUCCAUAUGACUUCAUUGGACAUCUAGAAACAUUUAAACAAGACGCUGAGUAUCUUUUUGACAGAUGGAGAAACCAGUUUUCAGACUUCAAUAUUCAUUUUGGUGAUUUUGAAAAGGAAACUGUAUUAGAUACUGCUAAAAGCCUUAUUGGCCUAUCAUUUAGAUCAUAUUCAGCCAUUAAAAGUGAUUUCAAAUAUCCAUUUUAUAACUUACUUCUAAGAGUAUGGAGUGAUCUCCAAAUUCGAGGUUAUUUAUCUAAGGAUAUUCCUUUUCCAUAUAAUCAGCACGAUGUAGAAAGUUUAACCACCUCAAAGAUGCUGAAAACUGUAUCUGAUGCUUUGGAGAUUAAAGUAAAUAAAACUGCUGUUAAACUGCAGAGGCAAGAGUCAUUGCAACAAGCAUACAGUACUGUGUCUCUUGAAGACAUGGAAAGACUUCGUAAAUAUGUUCUUAAAGAUUGUCAACUGUUUAGUUAUGAUGAUAGACCGAAACUACUUUUUGAUAGGAAAAAUAUGUUGAACAAUGAACAUAUUUACAUGGCAGGCAUUUAAGCUAUAUCAAAAGCUUUGUCAUAUGUAAUUUUCUGAAAAGAAAAUUAAUCCAACUGACGGUGCAAUGUUUACUCACCCAUAAUGUUUAUAUUCGGAUACUCGAACUUCAUGUCGAGAUAAUUUUGGAAAUAUUUCCCUAUUGUAUAGAUAUUAUACGAACAACAGUUUUUAUUUAAACCGUUGUAUUUAUAUUUGAUAUGCAUCAGUGAUUAUUGAUGUAUUAAUUCUUUUGUUUUGUCUUCCAUUGACAUGUGUAUAUUAUACAAUUGUUAAUAUAAGAGAGUGUAUUAUUUUUUUAUAUCUAAUAAAGGGUUUUUAA